AUGGCUAUGUUAAAGUCCUCUAUUGUGAUAUUGUUUUUGGUGUUCCGUCUAUGCAACAUUCGCAUUGUUCAUGGCUGUUUGGCGACUGUUCCAGGAGAAGGUGCGGGUACUGGUAAGCUUGCCUGCUCUUUAUCUAGGUCUUGAAGAUGGCGACAGCAUUUUUUGUAAAAUACGUGGAUCCUCGAUGUGUUUGAAAAUAUCCUGUAUUUUAUCAGCAUCUUAAGUUAGGAAAGCCUGCAGGACGAUAUUAUUCAUGAGUCUAUACCUCAAGAUCGAUAAGACCCGCCCUUUCAGGACCAUCAACCCCUUCUAAUGCAUGUGUCGAUGGGCCGACGAACACGGCCGGCAUUACAAUAUAUCAAAUCCAAACCCAGAACAUUUUCACAUAUGCCACAGCGACUGCUCAUUGUACCAGUUGUCCUAGUGGUAGUCGACAAUUUUAUAAUAGUGCGUCGACUGCGGACUAUACUGAUGCUCUGAACAAUAACCAAGCCAUCGCUACUGUGCAAUGUGACACACCGGCUAAUUUGUGUAUUUGUCAAGCUAGUGGUACUUGUUGUACUCCUGGUGCAACGCCUCCCGAUGAGGUUCAUCUGAUUCCGUAUUGUUCUGCGGGGUGUAAGAUGAUUUUUUUUAUUUUCAUUAGGUUUUUCUAAAUUCGUAUUUUUUUAAAUGAAACGAAAAUAUUUGACGUAUUUUACGCUUAUUUUCCAGCAUGCCAAGUCUACGCCGUGCUUCAAGGCGCUGAUGAUGCGUCAAUUAUGUGUGGUGGUACCACAUAUACAGUACAAACUACAACCAUGGUUAAUAGUGGAGCUUUCCCAACGGCCGACUCGGUUAGUUGUAGUGGAUGUAAUCAGAUCAGAAACGACGUUUGUCAAAAACCAAUUGUCACUGGACCUUCUCCUGCUGCCACUGGGUAA
Bursaphelenchus okinawaensis is the source of this 923-nucleotide messenger RNA. The record is from the annotation of a GenBank genome assembly. Lineage: Eukaryota; Metazoa; Nematoda; Chromadorea; Rhabditida; Aphelenchoididae.